This is a messenger RNA of Yarrowia lipolytica CLIB122, 912 nucleotides long. RefSeq lists its product as uncharacterized. Gene Ontology annotation, biological process: regulation of actin cytoskeleton organization; TOR signaling. The record is from RefSeq and is a predicted model, not a curated record. NCBI's taxonomy places the organism in Eukaryota, Fungi, Ascomycota, Dipodascomycetes, Dipodascales. Gene Ontology annotation, molecular function: protein binding. Gene Ontology annotation, cellular component: TORC1 complex; TORC2 complex.
AUGUCUGUGAUUUUGUGCUCGUCGAGUUACGAUAACACCAUCAAGUUCUGGGAGGCAUUGAGUGGAAUCUGCUCGCGAACCAUCCAGCAUCCUGAUUCGCAGGUCAACAGACUGGCAAUCACGCCAGACAAGAGGUAUCUGGCAGCAGCAGGAGGCAACACAGUGCGGCUGUACGACAUUCGAAGUAACAACCCCAAGGCGGUCAUGACCUUUGAGGGACACACAGGCAACGUGACGGCAUUGGCAUUCCAGUACGAUGGCAAAUGGAUGGUCACUUCGUCGGAAGAUGGAACAGUCAAGGUCUGGGAUAUGCGGACCGCCACAGUCCAGAGAAACUACAAGCAUAGAUGCCCCGUUAACGAUGUGGUGAUCCACCCCAACCAAGGAGAAAUCAUCUCGUGCGACCAGGAGGGAAACAUUCGAAUCUGGGACCUCGGCGAAAACACAUGCACUCACCAACUGAUCCCCGAAGAAGACGUGCCUGUACGAUCAGUGUCUGUGGCGUCGGAUGGAUCAAUGUUGGUGGCCGGAAAUAACAAGGGCAACUGCUACGUGUGGAAAAUGCACAACACCCGCGACGUGACUUCUCUGCAUCCCAUUACCAAAUUCAGAUCUCACUCAAAGUAUAUCACCAAGGUGCUGCUAUCUCCAGACGUCAAGCACCUGGCCACCUGCUCCGCAGAUAACACGGCCCGAAUCUGGUCCAUCAAAAAUGGGUUCUCGUUGGAAACUACUCUCACAGGACACCAGCGAUGGGUGUGGGAUUGCGCAUUCAGUGCUGACUCGGCAUACCUUGUCACCGCAAGCUCAGACCAUUACGUGCGGCUGUGGGAAUUGGCAUCUGGGCAAAUCAUCAGACAAUACAGUGGCCACCACAAGGGCGCACUUUCGGUCGCCCUCAAUGAUGUUUAG